GCGGUGCCGAGGCACGAGCGGACGACGACGCCGUACAUGACAAAGUACGAGCGGGCGCGCAUCCUGGGGACGAGGGCGCUGCAGAUUUCGAUGAACGCGCCGGUGUUGGUGCAGCUCGAGGGAGAGACGGAUCCGCUGGAGAUCGCCGGGAAGGAGUUGAGGGAGAAAAGAGUGCCGUUUGUGGUGCGGCGGUACAUGCCGGACGGGAGUUACGAGGAUUGGGGGAUCGACGAGUUGAUCGUG
Messenger RNA from Ostreococcus lucimarinus CCE9901, 243 nucleotides. RefSeq lists its product with no specific name. NCBI's taxonomy places the organism in Eukaryota, Viridiplantae, Chlorophyta, Mamiellophyceae, Mamiellales, Bathycoccaceae. The record is from RefSeq and is a predicted model, not a curated record. Gene Ontology annotation, cellular component: RNA polymerase I complex; RNA polymerase III complex; RNA polymerase II, core complex. Gene Ontology annotation, molecular function: DNA-directed RNA polymerase activity; DNA binding. Gene Ontology annotation, biological process: DNA-templated transcription. The transcript has a single exon. The annotation marks the transcript as partial.